UCUGUGUCAUUUCAUAUUCAAGAAGAAAAAAAAAUCAGUAAUUACAGAAACACCACAGAAUCUUUGGAAUAUGGCAUCUAUUAUUGUAUCUACGCACACUGUGUUUUCUCCAAAAUCAGUUAACCCAUCAUCCAUACCAUCUCUAAGCUCUAGUGGCAAAUUCUUGGGUUCACAAUGUACAACACAGAAGAACAAACCCCUGACGGUGGUAGCCGCCGUCGGAGAUGUUUCCGCCAACGGGACAACAUAUCUGAUCGCCGGAGCCGCCGCGGUAGCGUUGAUUGGAACUGCUUUCCCGAUCCUCUUCUCUCGCAAGGACCUGUGCCCAGAAUGUGAUGGAGCAGGGUUUGUUAGAAAAUCAGGGUCAACAUUGAGGGCAAAUGCGGCAAGAAAAGAUUCAGCUCAAAUUGUAUGUGCCCGUUGCAAUGGUCUUGGCAAGCUCAAUCAGAUUGACAAGUAGUUCAAAAUCAGUCUUUCUCUCUCUUCAAUGUGUGUGUAAGUGUGUGUGUGUGUGUGAGAGAGAGAGAGAGAGAGAGAACUCCUUUGUUCAUGGGUACUAAAGUUUGUAAUUAUUUUGGUUCGUCCAAUAGAUUGCUGGAUUGUGACCAGAGUAAUUGUGCCAUGUGAUUUGAUUUAUGUUAUACAUGUUCUUCAGUAAAAAGAUUAUUAUCAACGAAUUCAUAUU
Molecule: messenger RNA, 685 nt
Organism: Erythranthe guttata (spotted monkey flower)
Lineage: Eukaryota; Viridiplantae; Streptophyta; Magnoliopsida; Lamiales; Phrymaceae
Cellular component (GO): chloroplast thylakoid membrane
Source: RefSeq, a predicted model, not a curated record